AUGCGACCUCACCGAUUUGUCUUGCUUGUCGCAUGUUUCAUCGCCAUCCCUGUCUUCCUAACAUGUAUUUCAUUACUCGGGAGCGGCAACAAUGAUAACGCUGAUGUAUUUCAACGACCCCAGCGCAGUAGAUUCCGGGCUCUCUUCUCCUUCUCAACUCCUUCUGCGUUGUUCCCUCCAUCAGCAAUCAUCAGCCUGACGACCGAAAACUCUACCUUUUUCUUAGCCCGACCCGCUGCUUUUGGUCCGGCACUACCUUCAAAGGGUCUGACUGGUCGACUAUGGGUUGGAAGAGGAUUUGGUGACGAUGCCUUGCUAUCUGAAGAUGAUCUCAAGAUCAGUGGCUUCGAACUCGGUUGUUCAGAUGUGCCAGGAUGGGGCGACGAUCAGAAGAAUACACCAGAUAACCCCGCCUUGAACGAGAGAUCAUUUAAGAAAACGGCAGACGACUCUGCAGCAGUCGAUGUGCCAGAUAGUCAAAUCCUAUCCGACCUGAACAAGGCAGAAGGUGUGACUGGUGACGGUUCACCUCUGGCAGAUUUUGAAGAUGGAACUGAUGAUCAUCUGCAUCGACCACUACAAGACUCAAACCCUGCUCCUGUCGUCAAGCAUGGACAGCCUGCUAAUGUCAAUCUGCAGGACAAACAGCAGAAUCCAAUUCAUGCCGAUAUAGAGUCGUUACAGGAAAGCGCAGACAUUGCUGGCAAGAUUGUUAUGCUGAGCCGUGGUGGCUGCGGCUUUCUCGAGAAGGUCAAGUGGACACAAAGAAGAGGCGGAGUCGCUCUCAUCGUUGGCGACAAUGAGCGCAAUGGACAAUUGACUAUCAUGUAUGCAAAGGGCGAUACCUCCAACAUCACUAUACCCGCUAUCUUUACCUCCUAUACUUCAGCUCACCUGUUAUCCUCCCUCGUCCCCUCCGAGCUGGAUAUGGGAACAAGUUCCGAGGCCAACAAAAUCAGUGCGACCUCAGGCAAAGAUAGCAAAUCGGAUAAUGGCAAGGCCAAAGCCAAUGCAAAGAACAAGAACAGUGGACCUGUCUUCACUACCUCCACUACGGCAAAGGUCGAGCCUACAUCUAAACCUGAUUCAGGCACAGCUGCGACUCAAAAAGAUCAAGGCUGGAUGCAGAAUGUCCUGCAGGUCGUCGGCUUAGAUGACUCCAACUCCCACGGCGAAGAUAGCCGCCGACCACCGGGCAGUGGCAACAUUGAGUGGGUGCAAGUCAAGGAUUGGGACGAAGAUGCCGAUCAUACUACCAGCACCGGUACAAAGCCAUCGACCAUCUCGAAGAUGACCUCGACCACUACCAAGCUAGUCAAGCAAUUCACAACCACAAGCAGGCCAGGUGACGACUUCGUGAUUGGUGUUCAAGACUGGCGGGAUACAGAAUUGAUUGCUCCGAAAUCAACUCCAUCUUCCACGGACUCAAGAGGCAAGAAUGAGAAGACCAAGGAUGACUCAACCAAUACUAUGACUGCAGCAGCGAAGGAGACAAAUUUCAAAGGUGGAAGCAUCAUUCCCGGAAGUGGUGAAUAUCAGAAACCUGACAAGGGUCAAAAAGCAACGCACGAUGAACAGUCGAAGAAAGACAAGAGUGAACAGAAAUCAUCACCUGGAUUCUGGGCCAAGAUAAGAUCGUGUUUCACCAAGUCUGCAAAGCCUGCUUCUGCACGUCCAGCAGCCAUUUCGAAGAAGCAGUCCCACCAGAAACCCAAUGAUGAGGAACAAGAAGGUCUUUGGAUCACACUCACUCCAACUAGUGUUUCGACAAGUCCUUUCUUCGACACCCUGCUCGUCCUGGUCAUAAGUCCUUUGGUUACAUUGACCUUUGUCUAUGGCUUACUGCUUCUGCGUUCUCGCAUUCGACGACGCAGAUGGAGGGCGCCGAAAUCUGUUGUUGAGCAACUGCCUGUCAGGACUUACCACACCUUUUCUCCUGCAUCGUCAACGACAACGUCGUCUCUUGCGACACCUGAGAGGUCUCCAGCUGGUUCACCACAACUGCGACCCGAGUCUAUUCGAUCUCGACAGCGUUCCCAGACCACUACUGGUGUCGUGGGAUCCAGUGCUAAUACCUCACAAUCACACAGCCCGCCACCAACCGAGAAGGUGAGGAAACAGAAACGUUACCGUGGCCGUCAAGUCGAAUGUGUUGUCUGUCUCGAAGAAUAUGUUGACGGGGAGUCCAAAGUGAUGUCUUUACCAUGUGGUCACGAAUUCCAUGCUGAAUGCAUUACCCCGUGGUUGGUUAAUCGUCGACGAACAUGUCCUAUCUGCAAGGGUGAUGUCGUACGAUCCAUGCAGAAGAAUAAUGCCUCCGGUGAAGAAUCCGAGGACAAUCGUGAACCAGGCGAGCAGACGGCAGAUGAUGUACAGGAAAGAGUGGCGACUACCGUACCUGAAGACCCAGCUGUAGCAGCGAUACCAAUACCUGAACGUCAAGACACACAAAACUUGAUGGAUGAAGACAUUGAAAGAGGCAAUGACACUUCACAUCAAGAGUCGGAAGCAGGCACCUCACGCCCUGUUGCAAGUAGGUGGCGGGGCAUUAUCAACGCAAGUCUGUCAAACUUGAGUGGCGACACGUUAUGGAGGGCAAAUUCAGAAGACCGAAACAGGUAG
This is a messenger RNA of Lithohypha guttulata, 2622 nucleotides long. RefSeq lists its product as uncharacterized. The transcript has a single exon. The record is from RefSeq and is a predicted model, not a curated record. Lineage: Eukaryota; Fungi; Ascomycota; Eurotiomycetes; Chaetothyriales; Trichomeriaceae. The coding region runs from base 1 to 2622 and encodes 873 amino acids. Gene Ontology annotation, molecular function: ubiquitin protein ligase activity. Gene Ontology annotation, biological process: ubiquitin-dependent protein catabolic process.